Molecule: messenger RNA, 670 nt
Organism: Octopus bimaculoides (California two-spot octopus)
Lineage: Eukaryota; Metazoa; Mollusca; Cephalopoda; Octopoda; Octopodidae
Biological process (GO): regulation of transcription by RNA polymerase II
Molecular function (GO): DNA-binding transcription factor activity, RNA polymerase II-specific; RNA polymerase II cis-regulatory region sequence-specific DNA binding; protein binding
Source: RefSeq, a predicted model, not a curated record
GAAAAAGGUAAUUCAUCCAUAAUUAAGAGAGUUAUCGAACCUGCAGGCUCAGGAAACGAACAUUUCACCUACUGUUGGCCCUUCUCGGUGUUAUGAAGUUAUGCCUCCCAAAAUAUCAUCACUGGGCCGUCUCACCAGGAAUGCUAUGAGGGUAAAGGAAAUACGGAAAAACGAAACCACAGAAGAAAGGCAAUUAAGAUUAGAAAAUCAUAGGGAAAAACAGUUUGCUAGACGGCGGACAGAAACAGCAGAACAAAGGCAGGCAAGAUUAGAAGCUCGGAAACAGAGCACAUAUAAUUAUCGUACAAAUCGCAAGAUGAAAAUGAUACAGAAAAAAAAGAACGAAAUACAGCAACACUUAAAGAAGCAACACCAGAAUCAAAUGUUAAAAAAUCAACAAUCACAUGACAGAUGGCAAAUGGACAGUGCUUUAUCAUCUCCAAAGACUUCAAAAUGUGUACAUCUAACUACUAAAAUGCCAGUCCAGCAAGAUUCAAGUUUAGCACAAGCAUCGCAAAAUAUUACAAAGCCAGCUCAGGUGUUGGCAUCACCAUUUCAAAUAACUCCAUCCAAAUCAAAUCUGGUGAAAAAUCCAAAUCAAACAACCUUUCUGACUCAUCUCCUGUGUCAUAUCGUGAAGAAAAACUGUGUUCUCAAUCUAGACUCAUAA